Molecule: messenger RNA, 1387 nt
Organism: Hordeum vulgare subsp. vulgare (domesticated barley)
Lineage: Eukaryota; Viridiplantae; Streptophyta; Magnoliopsida; Poales; Poaceae
Product: TLC domain-containing protein 4-like
Exons: 9
Coding region: 301-1128 (275 amino acids)
Biological process (GO): lipid homeostasis
Cellular component (GO): endoplasmic reticulum; membrane
Source: RefSeq, a predicted model, not a curated record
UGAGUCUGAGAACGAGAAAGAAAAGAAAAGAAAGAAAUCUCCUGGCGUGGCCCGCGGGCAUCGUCUCCUUUCCUUUGCAUCCAGCGCUCGCUUUCCCCUUCCCCUUCCCCUCCAAUAGCCAAUAGCCAAGCAAGAACCGGGACACAAGCAACCAAAGGCUCUGCCAAGAGGACAAGGAAUCCGCGGCCUUCUCCCAAUCCACCGCGCUCGCUUCCCCAACCCCCAACCUCGCUUCCCGGCCACCGCAAGUUCCCCGCAACCUCGCCACGCUCAGGCUGUUGAGUGGCCACAAAUCUGGAUAUGGACGCGCCUGCGGCUCCAGCCAUGGCAUUUAAAGCCUAUAAGUACAAAGAGGUUCUUGUUAGGGACUACCUGCUAGCAGACUCCUAUGCUCCAUACACUUCUGUGCUUGGGGGAAUCCUGAUGUGCAAAUUGGCUUAUGAUUUCACGCGCAUUAUCAGUUCAUUCAAGUUCAAAGGUUAUGCUUCUCUUAACAACAUGCAGAAGAUCGAAUGGAACAACAGGGGCAUGUCCACUGUCCAUGCAAUAUUCAUUACAGUUAUGUCAGUAUACCUAGUGUUCUUCUCGGGUAUGUUUUCUGACCAGCUGGAUGGACCAGUAACAGUUAGAAGUUCAAGCAUCUCCACUUUUACAUUAGGGGUCUCUAUUGGGUAUUUCAUUACAGACAUUGCCAUGAUAUAUUGGCUUUACCCUGCCCUUGGUGGAAUGGAGUAUGUUGUCCAUCACAUGCUGUCACUUAUGUCUACAAUGUACGCCAUGCUUUCUGGGGAAGCACAUGUAUACAUAUACAUGGGUCUCAUCACUGAGACUACAACACCAGGAAUCAAUCUAAGAUGGUUCCUUGAUGUUGCUGGAAUGAAAAACUCCAAAGCUUACCUUGUUAAUGGAGUUGCAAUGGUUGUUACUUGGCUGGUUGCAAGGAUAAUUCUGUUCAUGUACUUGUUCUAUCACAUGUUUGUACAUUAUGAUCAGAUUGAGAGGAUGAACACCUUCGGCUAUUUUCUGGUACUUAUUGCUCCUUGCAUAAUCUUCAUGAUGAAUGUGCUUUGGUUCUCCAAGAUCCUAAAAGGUCUCAAGAAGACGAUGGCCAAGAGGCAUACUGAGUAGUGGAAUGAGUAUUCAUGAUUUAAUGUACAACCACCGUCCGAUCAUCUGUAGAUCUGCUUACAUCUGCAUAUAGCUUCUGAAUAGUAACUACCGUAGCCCCAGCUCGGCUGUCAUGUUUCGGUGUUUGACUACCGAACCUUUCCUAGAUGCACCAUUUGUAUAUAUACAUCUGGUUAUGUCUGCGUUUACUUAUUUGUAUGUUGAAUCUUUUAGUUGUGUAUAUAUGCCUGUAUUAUCUAUGAGCGAAUUGUUUAAUUUU